AUGGGGGACCAGAGGAUGCCAGAGAACCAGCCCCCUCAGUUACCCAGUUACAAGCAUGUCUUAAAGCACAAGACAGAACAACUAUCUUCUCCUUUCAUGGAAAACCAUUACCAACAGUUUUCUCAGGAAAAACUGGGUAACUUCACUAGAUACUAUGAACCUCAUGAAGAGAUACUUUCAGGAACCAUUUGUGGGACUGUUUUUCCAAGAAUUUCUCAUAAAGUACCCAGUACUCCCACCAAGAUGAAUCAGAGAAAGCUACGAAAGGAUUUUAGAAUGUUUUGCUCAAUUUCAAUGGGUCAGCAAGGAAUCAGAAGAACUCAAUACAAGCAGGAUCACCUGUCUCAGACGGAAGAUGAUGCUAAAGAGUAUGUCAUAAAUUUGAAGGAGCAGCCAAAAUUUGACCAGAACCUUAAUAAGUGGUAUUGCUUUGAAAAUCAAAUCAAAGCAAAUAAGAAUAACAAACAUGGAAAGAACAUUCACAAAAAACUCAACCUUCGACUCCCUGGAAAUUCCAGGUUGGGUCAAAAAAAUUUUCUCCCUGCAUAUACAUUCAGAAAUCAGAAUUUGCUUGACUCUCUUAAUUGUAGAUAUGCACAAGGGGGAAGUGACAAUAUAUAUGAUUGGAAUGAAGCACUGGGAAACUUGGAUGUGUUUCAACAAUUUGACAUGGACUAUGCAAACCAACCAACUUAUGACGAAUUCUCAGACAAGAUAAUCAGUCAUCUUCCGUCUAAGCUCAAGUACUUCAGAGGAUUAACCAAAGAAAAGGGAAUCAAAUUUUCCAAACAGAUAUCAAAAUUUGAGACAAAAGUCCAAAACCAACAUAAUCUUUCUAUGUCCACCAAGGAGAAGUUUAAAUAUGAACCAUCAUAUCAGAAACUGAAGCAAUUGAAAACACAGGUUGUAAGGCAGCCUUUAAAUGGUUCCAAAAACUUGCUUGAAAUUGAAGGUAAAAACAUUUGUGAACCAGAUCUACUUGAAAAUCUCUAUGGAGCAAUUGCCUUUAAGGAUUUUAUUGUGCACAAGGGCUACAAGAUGCCAGGAAUACUCCAGAAGUUUUUUAUGAAAAAGGGAUGGGAUUACAACUCUGUUAAUACUCCUAUACCAAGUGUAUUAAAAAAUCAUGAAAUGAUUCUGCAAAAAAUGGAUGAUGAAGAUGAUGAAAAUUGUGGAAAGGAACUUGACUAA
Messenger RNA from Rattus rattus (black rat), 1191 nucleotides. RefSeq lists its product as uncharacterized. The transcript has a single exon. The coding region runs from base 1 to 1191 and encodes 396 amino acids. The record is from RefSeq and is a predicted model, not a curated record. NCBI's taxonomy places the organism in Eukaryota, Metazoa, Chordata, Mammalia, Rodentia, Muridae.